GGUACAGAAACAGCAACGCGGAGGAUUUUUCUCCCUCUAACAACCGUUAAAUGAAACGCAACAACCGCUUUGUGACUCUUCUCCAUGGCAUUCACCAGGGCAGAGAAGACCUUCUGACUCUCGCGUACCUCUCUGAGUUACAAUGGAGCCAGACGCGUGCAGUUGCUGCUGUAAGGAGCCAUGUGUUCAAGUGAAGGACAGACUAAUUAAAUCCGCCGUCAGAUAGCCGAGAUACAGAAUGAUCAAACACACAUUUCUCCGGGCCAGACGUGCCCUCUCUCCCGGUCUGCGCUUCUUCUCUGGCGGGGAAAUAAUUGGAGAUGUGUCUGAAUGGGCAGGCUCUCCACAUCUCACAAAGCAGGCGUCUCUCUACGUACACUGGCCUUACUGUCUCAGGAGGUGUUCCUACUGCAACUUUAACAAGUAUAUACCCAGAGAGAACAAUGACCACAUCAUGACUGACUGCCUUCAGUGGGAGACUGAGACAUUGCUGCAGCUCAGUCAGGUAUCCUGCAUCACCUCUGUAUUUUUUGGCGGUGGUACUCCGAGCCUUGCACGCCCGUCCACCAUUGCUACAAUCCUUGAAACCGUCUCUAGGCAGGUGAAUCUACCAGAUGAGGCAGAGGUCACGCUCGAGGUCAACCCUACUCCUGUGGGAAUGUCAAAGUUAGAGGAUUACUGCAGUGCUGGGGUGAACCGUUUCUCCAUCGGGGUCCAGACUUUGCAGGAUGAUGACUUGAAAAUUCUGGGACGAGACCACAGUUCUCAUCAGGCUUUGAAAACCAUUGAAGAGGCUCAGCGGCUGUGCCCAGGGAGGGUGUCUGUGGAUGUCAUGUUCGGACGCCCCAGGCAGAGCGUUGAAUCCUGGGAGAAUGAGUUGUCCGAGCUGCUGAGGGCGUGUGAUGACCAUGUGUCUCUGUACCAGCUGACCCUGGAGCGAGGCACCCAGCUGUUUAAACAGGUGCAACAAGGGGAAGUGACUAUGCCAGCUGAUGAUGUGACGGCAGAGAUGUACCGGUGUGCCAGGAGGACUCUCCACCAGAGAGGCUUUCUGCAGUAUGAAGUGUCAAACUUUGCAAGAAAUAAUGCGGUGGGUCAUCACAAUAUGAGCUACUGGAAGGGAAGACAAUACAUUGGCGUUGGCCCAGGAGCACAUGGCCGGUUUGUCCCUUUGGGGGAGGGAGGUGUCGUUCGGGAGGCGCGGACCCAGACUCUCGAGCCUGACGUGUGGAUCCGUGAAGUCCAGCAGAGGGGACAUGGGACACGGAGGAGAAUUCAGCUCGGCCAUCUUGAACUAUUGGAGGAGGUGUUGGUGAUGGGGAUGAGAAUGACAGAGGGCAUUAAUCACAAGCAUUGGGAGUUGUUUAGCCCUCAGCUCUGCCUCCAUGAAGUCUUUGGUACAUCCACAGAUGUCCGAGAGUUGCUGCAGAACGGACAGCUGAUUCUUGAUGACAGAGGUCUGCGCUGCUCCUGGGAUGGGCUGGCUUUACUGGACAGCAUACUGCCAGCUCUACUGGUGGAACUGGAAACCAAAAUCCUCCAGAAGCCACAAAGGGACCAGAGUGCUAAUGGACAAACACAGAAGACCUCUAACUCAUAAUGACAGUAAUGUUAAAUAGAGCAGAGACUUUGGAGAAAGCUUGUUCGUGGGUAAGGCUGACAGGACUUUAAAAAAAAACCCCAAAAAUUAUUUCCAUUUAAUGUUAUGAUAUUUAAAUUCCUUAUUUAAGGCUGUGCCAUUUUUCACAUUAAAUGUAUUGUUUCCUUCUCUUUGUUACUUUGAUGUGUAGCAGUCAUGACAACUCGAACCACAACAACCUGACCAGUGUAAUUACAGCUGGCACUGAGACAUUUCUAAUUAAGUCAUUUUACUGUCAUCUAAACAUAAUUAUUACUGACAUGGUGCAUACUCAGACAUUGUUUUGAGUUGAUACGAAUGCCUGUGCGUUCUUCUGUGUAUACCCGUAUUAAAGUGCUGCAUUUAUAAUACA
Seriola aureovittata is the source of this 1991-nucleotide messenger RNA. It is a transcript of the gene rsad1, whose product is annotated as radical S-adenosyl methionine domain containing 1. The transcript has 11 exons. Gene Ontology annotation, molecular function: coproporphyrinogen oxidase activity; 4 iron, 4 sulfur cluster binding. Lineage: Eukaryota; Metazoa; Chordata; Actinopteri; Carangiformes; Carangidae. Gene Ontology annotation, cellular component: cytoplasm. The record is from RefSeq and is a predicted model, not a curated record. The coding region runs from base 239 to 1600 and encodes 453 amino acids. Gene Ontology annotation, biological process: porphyrin-containing compound biosynthetic process.